This is a messenger RNA of Sinocyclocheilus rhinocerous, 829 nucleotides long. Its product is annotated as ADP-ribosylation factor-like protein 11. The record is from RefSeq and is a predicted model, not a curated record. NCBI's taxonomy places the organism in Eukaryota, Metazoa, Chordata, Actinopteri, Cypriniformes, Cyprinidae. The transcript is spliced from 2 exons. Gene Ontology annotation, molecular function: GTP binding; GTPase activity. Bases 185 to 715 code for a protein of 176 amino acids.
GAAUUCACGGACAAUCCUAUAUAGUUUCAGCUACAUGUAGCCGGUCACACAGUGUCGCUUCUGCUUUGCAUACGAACAUAAAACGAAGAGUGCAAUAAAGGACUCCGCCAAAUGCCAGUCCGAACCUGCCGAGAUACAGACAAGAGUCCGUAAGUUCAAUCAGAAACGCGCCUUUCAAAUCAGGAUGGGCGCCAUUAAGUCUAAACAAUAUAAACAGACUCCUCAGGUUCUCCUCAUGGGCUUGGAUACGGCUGGAAAAUCUACUUUGCUGUACAGGCAGCAGCGUGGUGUGGUGAUGGAGACCUCACCUACUGUGGGCUUCAAUGUUGCGACUGUAGAGCUGGACAAGAAGACCUCACUGGCCGUGUGGGAUGUUGGGGGACAAGGAACUAUGAGGCCCAAUUGGAAAUACUACCUAGAGGGAUGUAAGGUCCUGGUUUUCGUGGUGGACAGCAGUGAUCAUGCCAGGAUGGGAGAAGCCCAGAAAGCCCUGAAGAAGAUUCUGAGUAAUGAGCAUUUUAAAGGAGUUCCCCUGAUGGUGCUGGCUAACAAAAAGGACCUGCCAAACUCUAUGACUAUUAGAGAGGUGUCUACAUUGCUGGAGCUGGAUAGUUGCACAGAUCGAGUAUGGGAGAUCCAAGCUUGCAGCGCCCUGAAGGGACUGGGUCUCCAACAAGCCUUUCUCUCUAUAGCUAAGCUAAUGCACAAAGCAUAAGUAAGAUACUAAGCUAACAACGGAAUACAAUAACAAGCAAAAUGAAGAGGAGGAGUCCAGGCACCACCACCCAGAUCCCAUUGAAGAACAGCAGGUAGACCCACAGGUACAGCC